Larimichthys crocea (large yellow croaker) is the source of this 2457-nucleotide messenger RNA. Its product is annotated as LIM/homeobox protein Lhx2. Bases 1 to 777 code for a protein of 258 amino acids. Gene Ontology annotation, molecular function: DNA-binding transcription factor activity, RNA polymerase II-specific; RNA polymerase II transcription regulatory region sequence-specific DNA binding. The transcript has 3 exons. Gene Ontology annotation, biological process: neuron differentiation; regulation of transcription by RNA polymerase II. Gene Ontology annotation, cellular component: nucleus. The record is from RefSeq and is a predicted model, not a curated record. Lineage: Eukaryota; Metazoa; Chordata; Actinopteri; Sciaenidae.
AUGCCAGGAGCCAGACCCAGCAAGAAAACCACCAAAUCCUGGAGAACCUUGGCCUAUGUGCCAGGUGAGCAUUCUCAUUGCACUGAAUGGGCGCCACCACACUCCUGUGUGUGUGUGUGUGUGUGUGUGUGUGUGUGUGUGUGUGAGGCAGCUCAAAGCCAGGUCUCAGCUGAAGGGGAGGAGUCUGUCAGCAGUCCAGAGCCACGACUGGACGACAGGGUGGUGGGUGAGCGGACCCGCAGGCGAACCAAGCGCAUCAGGACGUGUUUCCGCAGCGAGCAGCUCAGAGCGCUGGAGUCGUACUUCGCCCAGAAGCACAACCCUGACGGUAAAGACUGGACCUGCCUUGCUCAUAAGACCGGUCUACCCAAGAGAGUCCUGCAGGUGUGGUUUCAAAACGCUCGGGCCAAACUGAGGCGUUCCCUCACCACAGACGACUCUCAGGCCAACUCACCCUCUGCUCCCCCGAGAGGCGUAACCGUGGCGACCGGCUCCCCAUCUCCAUCCUGCUCCCCACCCGACCAAUCGCAGCCCUUCCCCACCAGCACCAUCGACCAGCUGCAGCUGUCUCUGCUCACUGCCCCGCUCAGUGAGCCGCCACUGAGUCCGGCUGUCAGCCAAUCACAUCAGCUCCAACACCCCUCCUUCUUCCUGGACUACGAUUCCCAGAGUGCACCAGGGUGCUCUCUGGAGGCCUACGAGGACUUUGGAGAGGCAGGAGGAGGGGCAGAGGGAGAUGUUGAUGCCGAUGGUUCUUUUAGACCACAUUACUGUUAGUCCAGGGUUCUGACACUGUGAGAAGUAGCUUUUCAAAAUAAGAGAAUAGUGAAAGUUAUAAUCCUUUCAGAUUUCAGCUUUUAAUGUGAAAGAACAGCAGGAAAUCACUAGGGAAUGUUUUAAUGUAAUCCAGCUCUGAGACGUCUGUAGGGAAGAGAGAAAUCAAGUGCCAAACACCUGCACUUCCUCUAACGUCCACUUGAGGCUGGCUCCAGAAGUGAGUCAGUCUCCAUAAGUCCCCAUGUUCAAAUGUCCAACUUCACAGCAGAAAUAAACAUGUUUACAGCCUGGUACAAAAAACAGUUUUGGUCUCAACCAUUCAACCUGCUGACCAUAAAUAACAUCAGAAACAUUUUUUAUUUAAAUCUUAAGGAUUGUAACUUUUUCUUUUACUCUCUUGGUGUGUGACUCAAAAUCAAACUAUGAAUCAAACUAAGCACAAAAACCAGUAACUGACUGGUCAUGUCACUGUAAAUAGACUUUUAGCUUUAUUGAUGAAAUAAUCUGAAACUCUACUGAUGAACUAUGAUGACUCAGACUCAAUGAACUUGGACAUUUUAGGUUUCUUCCAACAACAAUCAGUUAGUACAUGAUGAAACAUACCGACAUCUCCUGAAAUCAUUGCUGUAUCAGCUCUUUUUGUACUCUUUCUUUACGUGUGAAUAAACCUUCAACUGUUUCCCCACAUUUCCUCCAAGUUUCCUCUUUGUGCACCACAAGCAGCGGCUCAUCCUCCCUUUACUGUUUACAUAUCAAGUUGAAACAAUUUGCUGAUUAUAAUUAUAUGCUGCUUUUCUUUCCUCUUUUCUUGUCUUCUUGACCCAAAUUUUCAUAAAAAUAGAGAAAAGAAGUGGGCCAAGCACAGAGCCCUGUGGGACACCCUUACAAUCAGACAAAACAUCAGAGCACUGACCAUCAAAUUUAACACAAUGAGACCUGUCUGUAAGGUUUUUAGAGACUCACCAACUGCUUGUUCUCAAAGCCUAAUAUUAAGAACGCUGUGUUUAAAGAUGAAAUGGUAAACUGUGUCGAAGACUUUGGCCGAAUUAAUAAACAGAAAUAAACAAUGCUGUUUCUAUCAAGGGCCAAGGAAAUUUCAUUUACCACCUUCAAAGCUGCCGUGAUGUUGCUAUGAUUUUUCCUAAAUCUCAACUGAAAUGUAGACACAAUAUUAUUUCAUAUUAAAAGAAAAACAUCUUAAGUUUUGUUCACCAAAUGUUGUACAUGUGGUAAAGGAAUCUUUCCUUGAGGUGUGACCACUGAAUAGAUAUUCUGUCGUCUACUCUUGGCAUUAGAAAAUAACAUGAACUUGGUUUUAUCAGCAUUGAGAACAAGUUUCAGCUGAGACGAGGUCUUCCAGUUGGGACAUCUUUCCAUCAGAGUGCUAAGGAAAUGUUGUUUAUCACCUUCUAUAAAGGUCCAGUGUGUAAGAUCGGGGUCCUUUAUUAUCAGAAUGAGGUGGACAUUGAAUAUAAUACACAUAACUAUGAUUUCAUGCAUGCAUAAUCACCUGAAAAUGAGUGGAGUGGGUCCUAAAUCCGACACACUGAACCUUUAAUGGAGAUGUGACUAAUGGUAGUAAUAAAGGUAACGAUGAUGAUGAUAAUAAGAGUAUACAUAGUGGACAUCAAGUGGGCUGCAGGCAGAUCCUCAAUCUUGCCAUAGCCACAAUCCAUGAGA